Molecule: messenger RNA, 2452 nt
Organism: Chenopodium quinoa (quinoa)
Lineage: Eukaryota; Viridiplantae; Streptophyta; Magnoliopsida; Caryophyllales; Amaranthaceae
Exons: 10
Coding region: 528-2003 (491 amino acids)
Source: RefSeq, a predicted model, not a curated record
UAUAAAUUGUAAAAGAAAGAUAAUGGGGUAAAUAGUUUAUUAAAAAGUAAUCAAUGUGGGAAGAAAUACAUAAUAAAAAGUACUAGUUGUAGUGGAUUUGGGUGGGUACAAUAAGAGGACAGAGAUUUAAUAUUUAAAUAUAGCUUUUUACAAAUAAAAAAGUAUAAUAAUUAUUAAUACACGACUAAAUUUGAUAAGUAUAACACUCAUUAAACAACAGAAGGAAGUAAAUAAGGAAAUCAUAACACCAAUCAAUACUUCAAUAGUUAUGGUUUCAAUUCCCAGAACGGAAAAAUCAUUUGCAAUGUUCACUUUGGUUAUAGUUGCCAACUAGUCGUACCACUACCCCACCUAGUAUCUACCAAUCAAAAACCAACUGCUCACCAAAUUUUAUUCCCAUCUCCAUUAUUUUGCUUCUCUUUCUCUUUGUUUGUCUUCAUCUUGUCACCGUCAUUAAACAGUAAGCAAAUCUCUAUCCCAUUAAAAAAUUGAUAAUUUUUCACCAGUUUUUGAAGAGAUCAACAAAAAUGGAUGACCCACACAAUCAAAUUACGGAUAAAUCAUGUGAAAUAUGUGGGGAUAUUGGCAGGGUAGAUUACAGCAUCAUUUGCUCCAAAUGCAAAGUAACUCGCGAACAUGUGUACUGCAUGAGAGUAUUGUAUGAUGAUGACAGAGAUAAAUGGGUUUGUGAAGAAUGCAACUCCUCCAAUCAUUCGUCAAUAAAAGCUCCAACCAAACAACCUAGUGGCACAAGAAGAAUAACAAUUAAGAAACCUCCUCAAAAUUCCAAGGUGCACUAUUUACCACCCGAGGAAGCUAAGGUGAUAAAUUAUGGAGCAACCACAAGAAACUUGUCUUCACCAAGAAAAGUACAUAUUGUACACAGGCCCUCAGGGAACAAGCCAUCUGCAUCGAAGAUGGAGGCUAUUCCGUCAUCCUUUCCUACUCCGAAAUUCAGGAUUAAAGUAGGGCCAUCCGGAAGCAAGGAGCCACUGAAUGACUGGAGCAUGCCUAGCUAUUUAAAGGAUACUAAUUUGUCACUUACUGAGAAAGAUGAUUCUGAGCCAACUGUAUCUAGGUGGUCUUCAGCUACAAAUAUACAAACAUCAGAUCCCAUGUUGCAGAAGGAAACAGAUGAACCUGCACAUAGACUUAAGGGGGAAAGUCUGCCUGCUAGGCGUGUGUCUUUUGCUGAAUUUCCUAAACCUAGUGUGAAGAGAGACAAUAUAAAAUCGGGCCAUACUCCUGCUCAUUUAGGCCUGCAUUUGCCAGAUGUCAGUUCAGAUGGAUGUGUGCAACAAUCUCGUAUAACAACCAUAACUGCUAAGUAUAUGUCUCUGGAAAUUUUUUAUAGAGAUGAUAUAAAGUCUGGCCAUAAAUCUCAGCGAGUCCAGUCUUUCCCUACUGGAAGUUCAGGAGUUAAUGUUUAUGCAAAACCUCAGCCAAAUAAAGUUGAUUCUAAGGCGAGAGACUCUCUGAGUGUUACAAUGGUUCUUGAUAGUUAUCUACCAAACCAUCCUGCAAUGUCACCAACAUGGAAGGGAGCUUUUAAGAUCGCGAGUGAUCUUUUGCCAUGUAGUGUCUUUGAUGAAAUUCAAGCACAUCCUCCAUGUAAAGUUCAUAGCAAAGUGUACAAGCUGUCAAAACAAUUUCCCAAGAUACUUCCCUUUGAAAUGCUACCUCGAAAAAACUCUUGGGUGGAUUUCUUCGAGGAUGAUGUUCCAAGUGAGCUUGACAUCGGACUAUACUUUUUCACCCCAAGGAUGUCCAAUUCAAAUGGAGGUUCUAACUUGGAUGUUACAUCAACGGUUGGACAUGAACAAUGUUACUCUCCUCUUUUGGAGUGCCUAGACAUACAUGAGCAGCUCUUGAGAACUCAAAUUGAUGGAGUGGAGUUGUUUGUCUUUUCCUCUAAACAUUUGCCAGAGGAUUCCCGCACAGAAAUAAAUCGAAAGUUUUUCUUAUGGGGACUGCUUCGACCUACUUCUUUCAGAAAGCCUUAGCCUAGAAGACAACUUUCUCCUUCUCUGCAUGCCAAUUCAACCAGCCUGUGGAAUUAACCUCACGUACACAUCAUGUAUCAUACUUCCUGACAUUGGUACCCUUCUCGAAGGUGAGGUUACGAUAAAAAAUCACCUUAUUUGGACUUCUAGACAGGGCAAUACAGUCUUCCUAUGAUCCUGGGUAGUUAUCAUUUGUGCAGGAAUUCGAACUUGUGGGCAUGUUUUCUUCUCACUUAGGAUGUUUGCUGGGCAUUAUUAGAUUGCUAUCAUGGUCAAAUAAAUGGUGGUGAAUCUUUAGAGGUGUUUAUGUCUUAAAUUAAGGAAUAAGAUGAGGAUUAUCAAGGUACUAAACUUAUAAGGCUUGUUAAUACUUAUGCUCUGAACCAUGGUUUUGACGUUAUUGUUGAGUAUAGAUAAAUAACAAUCAUUAAAGUGUGAUUAUGGGGCCA